AUCUUUACCAGGGCAUCCUGCAUAUACCAGGUUAAUAUUUACUGAUGUGCUAAUGUAAUAAUGACCUUUCUGCCUCUGCUCCUCUCUGGGGUACUUUCUAUCUAUAGGGAUGGGAAUUAAUGACAGUCUCUCUGCGCUGCCUGAUGUCAGAGCUGAGAAAGGUGUGAAGGGUAUAUAAGAGCUGUAUUACUUGUCAGCAAGGAAGGGGGAAAAGGGAUACUCCAGAGCUAGAUGCAAGCGUGGAAUUGUUGGAUGCACCCUUCUUGCUAACACAGGCGUGCUUCUUCCUCUAGCUCCCUGACCACUAAAAGAAAGUUUGGAAGCAAAGAUGUGCAACCUAAAGCUGUCAGUUUUCUUCAUUGCACUUUCUGUCACUCUGAGCUGUUUGGAAGCUACACCUAUUGAGAAAUUACUAUCUGUGGCUGAUGAUCUAUCUGAUGGUACUUCCAAGAGACAAGGAUGGAUGUUGCCAGUAAUGUCACGGAAUACACUCUCAGGACUUAGUGAGGAAAUGCCAGAACAACCAGCAGUAAAGACAAAAAGUAGUCACCACCUGGAGAAACGGAAAUGUAACACUGCGACAUGUGUGACACAACGCUUGGCUGACUUUUUAGUUCGUUCCAGCAGCAACAUCGGAGCAAUUUAUUCACCUACGAAUGUGGGGUCCAAUACAUACGGAAAGAGGGACACAGAUGGGGUUUUAAGCAGAGAACCCCAAAACAAUGCACAGCUUUAGGGUGCAUUUUAAAAUGACUACUGAUACAGUUUUCAUUAGGAGCUCAGUUUUUAAUGUAUCAAUAACCUCUUGGUCAUUUAUUACUUGUACAGUCUUAACAGUGCCUUGUUUUCUGUGUGUGCGUGUGUGUGGGUAUGUGAUUUAUGUUCAUCAUUUCACUAUGCAUGUACAAUGACAUGCAUAGACUAUUGUUUCAACUCCAUUAAGAACUCCAGAAAUCUGCUUGUCAAAUUCCUUUGUAAAAAAAUAAAUAUAUAUAUCACAAUAAUAAAUGGAAAAAUAAUUGCAACAGGGUUUUUUAUUAUUAUUAUUAUUAUUAUUAUUAAAAGGAUGAAGA
This is a messenger RNA of Fulmarus glacialis (Northern fulmar), 1073 nucleotides long. RefSeq names its product islet amyloid polypeptide (gene IAPP). Gene Ontology annotation, cellular component: extracellular region. The transcript is spliced from 4 exons. Gene Ontology annotation, molecular function: hormone activity. Lineage: Eukaryota; Metazoa; Chordata; Aves; Procellariiformes; Procellariidae. Bases 329 to 736 code for a protein of 135 amino acids. The record is from RefSeq and is a predicted model, not a curated record.